Triticum aestivum (bread wheat) is the source of this 3264-nucleotide messenger RNA. RefSeq names its product putative cytochrome c biosynthesis ccmC-like mitochondrial protein. Gene Ontology annotation, cellular component: plasma membrane. The coding region runs from base 2042 to 2764 and encodes 240 amino acids. Gene Ontology annotation, molecular function: heme binding; heme transmembrane transporter activity. The record is from RefSeq and is a predicted model, not a curated record. NCBI's taxonomy places the organism in Eukaryota, Viridiplantae, Streptophyta, Magnoliopsida, Poales, Poaceae. Gene Ontology annotation, biological process: heme transport; cytochrome complex assembly. The transcript has a single exon.
UAACUAAAGUCCAACUUCCUUUGCCGAAAGAGGAUGAAACGGAUCAGCCGAUUCAACUUAGCAUUACCCGACUCGUAACUUCAAGCACAACCAUCCAUCUCAAUCCAAAAUCUCCGAUCGUCUGUGAUCCAAACCCAAACUCUCCUCCGGUUUUGGAUAUAUAGACAGUGCCUGCUCUCAAACCAACCAAGACAGCAGCAAGUUCCUAUCGAGAACAAGACGACAGAUCAAUAUGACCAAUUUCUAUAAUAUCUCGGGUGAAUACGUGAAAAAGUGUUGCUUAGCUCAGUGAAAUGGAAUAAGGAAGAGAAAGUGUAGUGUGAUAAGGGAAGAUGCAAGUCAAUUUUGAGGUUUUCAAGCAAGGGCUGAGAUAGAUAUACAAACCAGAAGAAUUCACAUCAGAACCCUUUCCUGCUUCCCCUUUUUACCCAUUGGACUCGACUCACAUUUUGAUCUCCUACGCUUGCUUUCACAGUCCCCCUACGAGCAGCCCGGAAUCAAUGAAGGAGUUCAUUCAGCACCGAGCCGAGCGAGCGUAGAUUCAAUAUGUUGAUUGUACCGAACGAAGGAUUUGCCUUAUCACGAAAGCCACAUUCGUUUCGUUUGAGGAAGUCACACGUCCUGUUCCCUAUAAAUAAGGAGAUUCAUUCUUUUUUUUCAGAAAUCCCCUCUUCUUCCUCCUCAAGCCCCUAUCACAAGACCAAGCGGAUCUCAUCCUGCAGAAGACUCAGAGCGGAUCUAUCUAAUGGCAUGGCUGGCUGUCGGAUGUGAUCUAUUCUCGUGUCACAUCGCUUUCUUUCUUCUCCCUCCAUUUUCUUCACUACUACCGCUUCUACACAUAAAUCAAAGAAGCAUUGUGGAAUAGUGGCAUUUCGUUAAUGGCUAAAAUGUUCUUAGUGAAAGGGUUGCCGCAAAACCGGCAAACUCAGAGCGGUCUCUGAAAGUGAAUAGGAGCAUAGCGGCAUCAUCCAAGCCAAACACGUCUCCUCAGUCAAGGGUCUUCUCGCGCAAAUAAGAUCAAAAACAUAACAACUGAUUUCGCUUAAUGCAUGUCACUCGCCCGCUCUCAAUACAGCAAGUGACUCUCUCUCACAAGACAGAGAAAGAUUACCGAUUCAUCCAAUCCAAUUUGAUCAGAAGUGAGUUCAUUGUUGUUGUAUAGCGAAACCUUUCCUUGACAAAACCAUUCUCAGCUAAUAGAAGCCGAGCUAUCUAUCCAGAUCAGGGUUGAACGAAGCGAAUGGAAAAGCCAAAGAAAACUUAAAUCCAUUGCGAUUAGAAACCAGUGACUCUACAGCCAGGGCUCGAUGGCGAUGUAAGAUAGAAAGAAUGGGGAGUUAGGGCUUCGGUUUCCUCUGUAGCCAGUUUCAAUUCCAAAUCAUUUGCCGACAUGCGGACUCACUUCUCUUUUAUGGGAUGACUUUUAUUAUCCAAGUUGUCUAUUUACGUGGGUGAAUCAAGUACAACAAGUCAGGUCAGAGCUUGUGGUAGAAGAUUGGGCUCUGCUACGCAGAUCCACUCAACUAGGAAAGAAGUACGCAUUGCUGACUGACUGUUUGAACGAUCCUAGUUACUAGUAGCUAAUCAAGUCAGAGUAGGGUGGCCGAGAAGCUUCUUGCCGGUGCCCCCAAAAGCAAAGCACAGACUCUACUCACCCACGCGUUUUCCACCUACGGAGGGAGAAAUCAUCGAAAUAUCCUCAUCCCCUGAAAGGGAACCCGAAAACAGGACGAGAGUGGAUAGGGUGACUAAGGAGGCCGUAAAAAUUAGUAGUGCAUUUUUGAAAGAUAAGAUUACAAAAAGGCGAGAGCAGCAUAAUUGUUAGUUAGGGGUAAGAGGGGACGGGCCCGUAUAGAAAGUCAAUCCUUCUUUUUCCGAUAUGCCGCUCCGCAAGCAAGGAGUGCCACGCACGAGCGGAGCGAAAACUAAGCAAGGGGAAUUCCGUCAUUCCAUGGAAAGCAUGCGAAAUCCUUUGAUUGUUUAUAGAAUCAAAAUAACUAUAUAGUCUUUCUUGUUCCACUUGCAAGGCAAGGAAAAUAAAAUGUCAGUUUCGUUAUUACAACCUUAUUUUUUUAUGUCAAAGACAAAAAGCUACGCGCAAAUUCUCAUUGGAUCUCGGUUGUUCUUAACAGCAAUGGCUAUUCAUUUAAGUCUUCGGGUAGCACCACCAGAUCUUCAACAAGGUGGAAAUUCUCGUAUUUCGUAUGUACAUGUUCCUGCAGCUCGGAUGAGUAUAGUUAUUUAUAUCGCGACGGCUAUAAACAGUUCCUUGUUCCCAUUAACAGAACAUCCCCUUUUUCUUCGCUCUUCCGGAACCGGUACAGAAAUUGGUGAUUUUUCUACUUUGUUUACGUUAGUGACUGGGGGGUUUCGGGGAAGGCCUAUGUGGGGUACCUUUCGGGUGUGGGAUGCUCGUUUAACUUCUGUAUUCAUCUUGUUCCUUAUUUACCUGGGUGCACUGCGUUUUCAAAAGCUUCCUGUCGAACCGGCUCCUAUUUCAAUCCAUGCUGGACCGAUCGAUAUACCAAUAAUAAAGUCUCCAGUCAACUGGUGGAAUACAUCGCAUCAACCUGGGAGCAUUAGCCGAUCUGGUACAUCAAUACAUGUUCCUAUGCCCAUUCCAAUCUUGUCUAACUUUGCUAACUUCCCCUUCUCUACCCGUAUCUUGUUCGUUCUAGAAACACGUCUUCCUAUUCCAUCUUUUCCCGAAUCUCCCUUAACGGAAGAAAUAGAAGCUCGAGAAGGAAUACCACUAAAAACCUAGUUCGCUCUCAAAUAAAAACCUAGUUCACUCGCUAAAGCAUCCAUGGCUGAAUGGUGAAAGCGCCCACCAACCUAGAAAGGCAAAAUGGGUCAAAAAGUAGGUUCGAUUCCUGCCGGAUGCACUGCCUCUUAAAGACAGAAACAGAGGAGGGAAAGAAGGUAGUAUAGGGAACUUGCUUUUGGAUUCUUAUCGAAAGUGAAUCCCUCUAACACUUCUGUUAGUGUUUUAUGAGAAAAUCUUUUAUAGACACAACAAGUGUGAAAAUCCUUAGUCACUAGGCAAGAAAGCUCGAUGGGAACAAAAAGGAUACAAUUAGUUCAUAAUCAAAAAAAUGUACAAUUUCAAAGGAAAGAAGGAAUGGCAAGUUUCCCUCCAUUGAACAUCAAUCAAUCUAGAAAUAGGUAAAGGAAGGCGUAUCACAGGGGUAUUUUGCUUUUUUUCUAUUCACUUCCGUGGGGUUCUAAAUUGAAAACAUGAACACAAACGAAAUCGUAUUGAAA